Molecule: messenger RNA, 3821 nt
Organism: Sardina pilchardus (European sardine)
Lineage: Eukaryota; Metazoa; Chordata; Actinopteri; Clupeiformes; Clupeidae
Gene: tpbg1a
Product: trophoblast glycoprotein-like
Exons: 2
Coding region: 306-1505 (399 amino acids)
Biological process (GO): negative regulation of canonical Wnt signaling pathway
Cellular component (GO): plasma membrane
Molecular function (GO): protein binding
Source: RefSeq, a predicted model, not a curated record
UAUAUUAGUUCUGUGAGGCACUACUGUACUCCGCACAGCGUACAUACAGCAGUGCACCUGUGUGUUGUCCGAACAGACUCGCUCUCCCCUCGAACUCUCCCGUUACUUUUGGCAAAUAGAGAACGUGCGAACGUAGGCUACGUGAAAUAAAGAAACAGAUAACAGAUAAUGAUACAUUUUGGUAUAAAUCUACAAGGGGAACUUUAUGGUACCAUGAGCAGGCGGCACACUUCACUAACUAAGAAGAUAACUGACGGCAGUUUGCAGUUGUUGAACUGAGGGGACAACAAACUUGGAUUUGCAAAAUGCGCAGCUGUGUAACCAUUUUCUCUGUGAUCCUCGGAGCGCUCUCAAUGUCCACUGCGUGUCCGUCUGGUUGCCAGUGUUUCGAAGCCUCCGUAACAGUUAAGUGUGUUUCACUGGACCUCCAGACUGUGCCCGGAGGCAUCCCGGGAUAUACCAACCAUUUUGUCAUUACAGGAAAUUUGAUUCCAAGGAUUGGAUACGAGUCUUUUCAGGGUCUGGACAAUGUCACCAAUUUGAUUUUAAGCAACAAUGGUAUCACCGAGAUAGCAUCCCACACAUUCUCCUCUCUAACAAUGCUACGCUCUCUGGACCUGAAUGGCAACCAGCUCGCCCUUAUUCAUCCUGAGGCUUUCAUGGUGCCGGGAAGUCCUCUAGAAGAGCUCAACCUCAGCAACUCUCUCUUCAAUCACACUGCACUCACUGACCUUAUUACUGCGCUCAGGUGGGGCGGCUUGGGGAGCCUCCGUCGCCUCGACCUCUCCGCCAAUGGUCUGCUCCUGCUUCCCCCAGGAAUGUUCUCUCCUCUCCCUAACUUGAGACAGCUGCGUCUGGACAACAACUCUCUGGUUGCCAUCUAUAACGGAACAUUCUCUGGUGUGGAGCUGCUGGAGGACCUGGACCUUACCGGCAACCGCUUCACAGCGUUCAGCGCCGAGGGGCUUCGCGAAAUGGAGAGGCUCGACAGGGCUCGGCUGCGGUUGGGGUACAAUCCAUACCUGUGCGCAUGUGGGACGGAAGAGUUUGCAAACUGGCUGAACAACUCGAAGGUCCGAGUUGGAGACCUAGAGAAACUGCGCUGCGCUUCUCCCGGGCAGCUGCGACACGUCGCGGUACAAGUCCUCAGCGCGAAGGUCCUCCACUGCAACCAGAGGGGUCAGAUGAUGAUGGAAGAGGUGGACGGCCUCAGCCUACAGACAUCCUAUGUGCUCCUGGGGUUGGUCUGUGGAUUUGUGGGUAUGGUCUUUUGCUUCGUCGUCUUCCUCAACCGCAAGGACAUCGAAAAGUGGAUCGUGGAGUUGCGAGACGGAUGCCAGGACAUGAUGGAGGGUUACCAGUAUCGAUAUGAGAUCGACUCAGACCCCAGGAUCAGGCAAAUUGGCGCUAAUGGCAAGUUAGAGAAAACGAACAAAGUCGAAGCGGGCCGCCAGAUACCUACCAAGACUUCUUUGUCACAAAUUCCCGCUGACAUUACAGUUUAAGCAGAGGCAUUUUUUUUGUGAUGGACUCUACACUUUCGUCCUGGAUAUGUCUUUGUGUGACAUAAUACACAUAACACCGUGACUGAUGAAACGUUCAUGCAAUAGGCCUAAACUGCUCUUCAAAAGAUGCUCAGAACUGCCCGUUUAUAAGUUACCAUGCCACUGCACUGCUGACAUCCACUUUUUUCAGACAUAAACUGGAACCAUUACACCAAACCUGUCUAAAACUAAGAAAGUUGUUAAAACGCAAUACUAUGUACACCUUUCCAUAUGAUGUGUAAAGUAUAUAGGCCUAUGUAAAUAUAUAAAAAAAACAUCAAGCCAUCAUUUCUGCUACACUGCAUUGUGCCCCUUCACCCCACUGUGUAUGUGUAUCUGUGCUCCCUCCCGGUCCCACUCCAGCCUAUUGUGCACUUGUCCUCAUUCCCCAAAUGGCUUGGCUCAUAUGGUGUAGUAGGCAGGAUGAUGAAGUGCCAUAGAGGGAGUAAAUGGAGCAGGCUGAUGCUGUGCAUGGGAUCUCCUGAGCCUAGUGACCCUUGCAUGUGCAUGCCUCUGCUUGUAACAUUAUAAAUACAUAUUUACAUGUAGUUUUGUGCUUUCUCCAAGGAGUGUUGCUUAGUGUGGUAUAGCGCAAAUUAGACACGGCAAGUCACCGAAAAUAUUGUCAACAGCAGGUACGACUGAGUUAACCUUAAGAGCCAUUGAAACUGGCAAACCCAAAGUAGAAAAUGCAGGACUGUGGGUUUUGUAAUAAUGGAGCAAACAUGGGAUAUUUAAACCAAAUGAGUUUUUUAAACUUAAGAUGGAAAGCACAGAAGUAUUCUGCUAUACUCAGGUAUAUUUAAUAUGUCAUCAUUGAACACCUUUGCAUAAUUGUGCACUGGUAAAAACUGUCUUUAUGUUAUUCAAAAUGUGCUGCUAUACUUUUUCAUCUCUGCCCGCAUGUUCAUUAUGCUAUGGGUUCAACAGCUGUCUAUGUUUGUUAGUCAUGAUCAUCAUACAGUAAAAUACAGAAUCAUUGUGUGUAAAUUGUAGUCUCCUCUCCAGCACAGCUAUUGACAAACAGUGAAAACUUUGGAUUCCAGACUGAUUUGUGUUUGGAUACUCCUUAAAUUGUUGCCUGCCUCAAGAAGCUGGGUCAGAUUUGUGGUCACUAUUUCCUGUAUUUGUGUGAUGUGUCACUCAUAUAUGGAGCUGCACAACUCAAUCAUAACACUCCGAGCAUUGUUCACAGUGAGUGACUAAGCUGUAAACACAGAGAGCUUGCUUCUCCUCCCUCUUGUCUUAAAACACCUAUGUUUAGAUAGCCAUAUUUAAUGUCAUCAUUGAACACCUUUGCAUAAUUGUGCACUGGUAAAAACUGUCUUUAUGUUAUUCAAAAUGUGCUGCUAUACUUUUUCAUCUCUGCCCUCACAUGUUCAUUAUGCUAUGGGUUCAACAGCUGUCUAUGUUUGUUAGUCAUGAUCAUCAUACAGUAAAAUACAGAAUCAUUGUGUGUAAAUUGUAGUCUCCUCUCCCAAACGUUUUUGAAAAAAUGUAAAGCCACUUUAAUUAUUAUAUCUGAAAUGUGUUUGCCUUUUGCCACAGCAUGUCCAUUUCCAUGUAGCAAACCCUGUUGUGUCUGUCAGGGCUCCCUGCAGUCUUUGCUUCACCACACAUCCGCCUUUGACCUUGGGAUUAUUACCCUCAUCUCUAUCAGUUGGUCAUACUCUGCAGGAACACGAGCAAAACAUGACGUCCAACUGUUUUACUCAGAGGAAAUGGACACGAUAGGACAUUUGAUUUGUCCACUACGAAGUACAUAUGUCCUCACAAAGACAAAUUGAUAAAAUGUCAGUCUACUCACAACAGACCAAUGUCAAACUCCAAUGGAGAACCAAAAUAGUCCACCUUUUGUGAUGGUGUUGGAGAGCUCUAAGGGCAGCACAUAUUUCCCUGAAACAAAUCGGCGGAUAACAUGGGGGUGACAGUGUGACCUCUGCAAAGUCAGCACUAAAAAUACAGGAGGGAUUUAGUCCAUCCUUGCCACCUUGCAAGUCCCCUACUGCAGACCAAAAGUCAUAGGCAAUUGCAAUAGAUUGAAAAAGCGGCAAUGACUUUUGAUUAUUUAUGUAUUUAUUUAUUUAUUUUUAAAUCACAUAAAGGUCUUAUCUGAAUUGUAACCAAGGCCAUAAGUGGUAAACAUUUGUGUGUAACCAUUUUAACUUUUUUACAUUUAGGAACAAGUCUGUUAAUGUAGGCCUGUGUGUUUUAGAGUUUUAUUCAUUUUUUAAAGUGUAGGCUAUUGAAUCCCUUUGAUCCUUGAACCUUGGUCAA